Patiria miniata (bat star) is the source of this 4543-nucleotide messenger RNA. RefSeq names its product tumor protein p53-inducible protein 11-like (gene tp53i11). The record is from RefSeq and is a predicted model, not a curated record. The transcript is spliced from 6 exons. Lineage: Eukaryota; Metazoa; Echinodermata; Asteroidea; Valvatida; Asterinidae. The coding region runs from base 336 to 962 and encodes 208 amino acids.
AUUCAAAUUAAUUGAAGCGUGUUGCUCUUGUGUGUGUGCAUAUAUACAUGUAUAUGCAUAGAAGCAUGUGGCUUUACCCAUAGCUUGCUUCCAGCAUUUCUGGCAUUUGCUUCCUUCCAGCAUAGGCUGGCAUUUACUUCCUUGUUUAGAAACCAAACUUUCACUGUGAUAGAUACAAGGCCGUGUGCGUACACAAAUAUUCUUUGCAAAAUUACCCACGACUUCUCUUUGAAGACCGGCAAUCCCAGCUCUGUCUCUAUUCAUCGCUGAACAAGGACUGUUUUGAGCAGUAAUCAUCAUAUUUCUUACAACAAUUGGAAUUUGCAGCUUGCAGAAUGAGUACAUUUUGUCCAGGUGAUUAUGAAUGGAGAAAGCAAAGCAGUGGGGAUCUACAGAGCCGACUGAAAACAAGGAAGUUACUGGGAGUAGGAGAAUGUGAGGAUGGCUCAGUACCAGUCUCUAAGAUCAGUCAGAUCCUGGGCAGCGAUGAUCAUUACUUGAUGACCUUGCCAAACGGACUCCGAUUAUGGCAGGUUGCAACAGCUUUAGUCUUCACUGCUGUAGCAUUGUUGGCUAUGAUUUUCCCUGUUGCGUUAUUCGAUGCCAUAUUUGCCUCCAACUGCAGUGCUGAUGCCAUCUUACCCAUUCGUCUCUUUGGAGCAGCUCUUACAUGUCUGGGGUUGUUGUUUUGGAGUGCUGUCAAGUCAGUCAGUAGAUACAUCAUCAGAUGGACAUUGCUUUCACAAGUCUUGUAUCUGUCCAUCCAAGUUGCAGUGAUGAUGUGCACAUUGUAUGGCAGUUUAGCCUUCAAUUUCUCCAGUGUUCUGGUGCUGCUAGUUCUUCUCAUGGCUAUCACAAUCAGCCUGUACUUCUAUGCCAUCCUAUCUGGAUUCAGUGUGAAGUGGUUAUGGAAACCGAAGAUGAUUACGUAUGACAUGUCAACAACGGAUAAGAAUGAUUAAGCAAGGAUCAAGGUACAAUUUUAUGUUACCUCAAAAAGGUUGAAGAUGAUCAGUAUAACUUCAGUCAAGUACGUAUUUGUUAGAACUUGAUGUAUGGUAAUUUGUAUUUUUAUUUAUUUCAAAGAAAUAAGUAAGUUUUUUUUUAUUUAAGAUUAUAGAAUUUCCAAUCAUACAUGUAGAAGUAAUUCUGCUGUAUGUGCGUUACUUUAGACAUUUGCCCCUUAUCACUGCAAUAUGAGAUCAACAUGUACAACACCGUCUUUACCAACAUCUCUUCCCUAUUAUUCCUCCUGUGUGCAUUGAUAUUUUCCUGUAUAUGUGCAUUGUGUUACUUUCCUCAGCAUAGACACAUUUCUAUAUUGAGGCUAGUAAUACAUUGUAAUUGGACACAUUCAGAAGAUGAAAUCACACGAUGAGUUUCGAAGAAAGAACCCAGAUGUUAUGUAUUAAGUGAAGCAUCCUUUGAUAAUACAUAUUGUGAUUGUUCAUGUUGUACUCAUGGUGCUGUGAUUUGGAAUAGAAAUAGAUUUAUUUGAUAUAUUAAAGGUUCCUUUUGUUAAGAUCUGACUCAAUUUUUCUUAGGUAAUAUGUUUGAAGAGUUACUUUACAAGUUUAUUAUGGAAUUCCAUUUGAUUUGAUGAUGUUCAUUCUGUAAAUGUGGAGUCCACUCUUUUCCUGUCCCUGUUGCACCUAUACUUCUAUACUUCUGGAUGCACUCUUAAAUGUACUCUCUCUCUUAACCAGUUCACGUCGGAUGACUUGUAUACACGCAAAGGUUUUGCGGUAUUCGGAAUGGAUGACGGAUAUAACAUGCAAUGAGUGAGGCCGGAAAUAUCCCGGUGUUCAACCAGCAGAUGCCGGCCUGAACCCGUCUGGCAUCGAGGUUCGUGAAAAACAAAUCCGGGUCUGGGUCCGGUCAAUGUCAAAAUAAUCCCGGCGCGAACUGGUUAAGAGGGAUUAUGUGAAAUAAGCAACUUACCCACAAAAUAGUUGGAAGUCAUUUUUAAUGACAUUUGAAUGGCUAAUUACAAAGUUCAGAAGUAACAGAGAGAAAAAUGUCACAAGUUGGACCAUAAAUAUGUAGAAUGAUACAUAAAAUGGCCUUUCAUAUGAGGAUUGAAUUAUCUGCACAGCAUGUAACACACACACAAAAUCAUUCCUACUGUCUCCAAACCCUUGGAGAAAUUUCCCCACUCUUACUUUGUAUCCGCUCCGUUCACAAGUACCCCCUCACCGGCAAAGCAAGUACAGUUGGGGGUGACAGACCGAUGCCAUCUUGCCAGUGACUGCAAUUCAUUGCCGCGCGGCACAGCCACUGCGUGUGCUUAGUACAAAUCCCCUGGGGUACGUGCGUCACACACAAGGAAUGGUGCGCGUCAACCAUCGAAACGUCCUGCCCAUGGGACGUCGUUGCUGGGUAAAAGGGCGCCCUCUUUGUCGGCGCACGGAGCCCAUAGACUAUGUCACCUGUGACUUCAUACCAAUGGGCAACUAACAGGCAAUCCAAACAUUUCAGCAUCUGGUGCAUGUUAUUUUGCCCACAAUAAUAAACAGGUAAUAUGUCACCACUUUAACACCAAUCACAUUUCAAGAGAUACACGUGCAGUGAAGAAGAGAACAGUGUGCUGGAAGUUGGCAUCGCGUGCCACAACCAUGACGACAUCCAAUUUGUAAACAAAUGUAACAUGGUCUAUACAAAGCCACCGCUUUGAAUUGUCCCCAAUUUGAAGGAAAUCAUUGUGUAGAAUUGACUUUUAAAAGCUGAUUGUGGAUACAAGAUACCUCUCUUUCCAUUCAUUACUGCUUCUUAAAUACCCAACAACUUUUCAAAGUACUUUUUUUUGGUGGCACUUGUUACCGAACAUUUACAUAUGCCAUUUGCUAGACUGUUGUAUGCAAUGAUACAUACUGAAUAGGGUCAUCCUUCAACUCCAGAAGGCAGUAACCUACUUGUACUGAUCCUGUGUGUUAUGCUGACAGAGCAAAGACCCUCAAGUCUGCCCUAUAUGUAAUCACAGUAGAAAGAACUAGAGUCUAACCACACAAAGAACAUAAGCACUUAGAACAUACUAUUUUAUAUAUUAUGCAUGAAUGCUAAUGCACAGAAAAUGAUGAAAAUGUGUUGCCAUUGCACAAUAUGACAUUAUGAGUGUAGGUAUUGAUAUAGGUAGUAGUAGUUAUUGAAGCCUUGCAGCGUUAUGCUUGACAAGGCAGUAUACACCAAUGUCAUGCACAAACCAACCACCAUGCUAUUAUCAAGGAAACUAUAUAAUACUAAUACUAGUUCUUUAGCACACAAAAAAGCCAUUUUCAAUAACAAAAAAGAUAAAAUAAACUGUUACAUUACGUGCAACUGAGAUGAAUUGUAAGAAGGGGGAAGCAAAGUGUGAGUUAAAGCUCUUGUUGGGGGAAGAAGAUGUAAUCAAGAAUUUUUUUUUAAAUCAAGAAAUGGUUUUUAUAAAUGCAAAAUACCGAGUUUAAUUCCAUAAAUUGGUUUUGAUAGAGACAGGUUUAAUGUUUUUUUCAUGUGAACAUUGUAAACAACUUAUCUGUGAUCAGUGUGUGCAUACUACUAGAAAAAGUAUUGGCAAACAUGACAAAUGUGCAACAUUUUGACAUCUGUGCUUUGGCAGCUGAUUGGCCCACAAAAGGGAGGAGUGUUCAUUUGUUUGUACAAACUGAUCAAAUUGUCUUGAGUUUACAAUGACAUGCAUCGGCAAAAAAAUGUACACAUCAAGAACUCAAGCAGUGCAUCCUAAAGAUGAAAGUGUCUUGCAACACACAAGCACCUGGUAUGGCAACAUAACAGUCGACACAAAUGGAUGGACUGAGUUCCAACUCUGGCUAGCUGAAGCAUGCAUUGUGAUGUAAACUAUUUAGUUGAUGUAUAAAUUUAGUUGGAAAUAUUAUUUUGUUUGUGUUGGCACAACAGUAAUUCAAGACACAAGUUGCAUAUUACCAUGAGUUAUAUGACCAUGUGUCGUGACAGGGUUUCUUAAUCCAACUGUAAAUAGAUAAACAGCAUUGCAGAUACCUGUAUUUCCAUUGAUAAGAUAAUGGGAGACUUUUGAGACGUUGGUGGCAGCAAACACACCGGUCCUUUUAAAUUGUUCACGUCAUGUUUAAGCUAAACCGCGCAUGCUCAAUUUAAACAAUGGAACUAGAGCUAUGCCUGUUAGAUGAACAGGACACAGGCAUUUUUAAAAUAAUACGUGUAAAGAAAUACUUUUAGAAAAAUACUUUGUCAAAUUUUUGUAUAAGAAGAAAAUGUAAAAAAGUUGAUAAAUUAAUUUAAAAAAAGGUUAUGCCGUCAUCAUGACGUCACCUCCGAUUUUGCAUACUAUUAACACUAUCUACCUACCCACCAAGUUUCAAGACAAUCGGACUUCCCCUUAUAAGUGUUUUUAAAAAUCGCGUUUUUGAUGACAUCAUCGUGACGUCACACAUUUUUCACAAUUGUGCAGAUACCUAUUACAUAACAAACCUAAUACAAAAAGAAUUUGGAUUUAGCAUGUUUGAAGCCAAUCGGAUGAGUAAAAGUGUUUAAUUUUGUAAGCAGAAUAAAAUUGUAAAUAUUUUUU